Molecule: messenger RNA, 507 nt
Organism: Cyphomyrmex costatus
Lineage: Eukaryota; Metazoa; Arthropoda; Insecta; Hymenoptera; Formicidae
Exons: 5
Coding region: 1-441 (146 amino acids)
Source: RefSeq, a predicted model, not a curated record
AUGAACAAUCGAAGAAAAUGGAUGAUGGAAAAUGCUGUUUCAAUAGAUGAAAUAUUAGAUGAGUUUCCUCGAUUAGGCGAUUUUUCUGGCGAAAUGAUUGAUGAAGAAUUUGAGAGACUACACAAAGGGGCCUCUGAUAGAUUCUUAGCAAGAUUUGUUUCGUUUUAUGUACCAAGAAUCCUUAUAUAUUGCAGUACAGCAAGACCAGAGUUAUUUAGAAAAUCAGCUUUUAUUAAAGAUGAUGCUCUUCGUGCCUUAACUCUUUUGGCAGAUUUACUUCCUGUAUCAAAUGCUGUAAGAGAGGGAAAAAGAAAAAGAAAAGGAACAAGCAUGGAAAACUUAUCAAAAGGAAAAAAUAUUGAUUGGGAGAACAUGAAAUUUACCCUGCAACAUUUCCAAAUCCUUCUUUACUACGAAUAUGGCCUGAAGGAACAAACAUAGAAGCACAAGCUAAGAAGAUUAGAAGUGAAGCCAAUGCGGUCCUAUCCAAUCCUAUAUUAUUUUAAU